CUAAAAGAAUAUAUAUAAAGGGAUGAGAGCAAGAGAGUCAACAAAAUCACACCUUCCUUUGUUUUAUCUUUAGAGCCUCCUCUUGUUUUGUUAUUCUCCUCCUCCUUUUUGAGUUUUUUCCAAAGUCUUCAUUGCUCUGGUCAACAUCAGAAAACGUGUUUAGUGAUGGAUGAUCAGAGAAAUAAUGAUAAUCAUCAUCAUCAUCUAGGUGUUAACAAGAUUGGGAAAAACAUCCGUAAAGAUCCAUCAAACCAGCAAAAUCAACAACAGAAUCCUCAAGCUUUGUUUUAUAACAUCAACAAAACUGAUUUUAGAUCCAUUGUUCAACAGUUAACCGGACUCGGUUCAGCUCCUACAGUCAAUCCUCCACAGUCAACAAACCCACCAAAACCUCCAAAUUCAAGGUUGGUCAAAGUUAGACCGGCUCCUUUGAUUCAAGUCAACCACCCUCCACCUCCACCUCCACCUCCGGUUCAAUCAGAUCCAAUAGCCACUGAAACGGUUCAGCGUAAUAACCAGUUAAACCCGGCAGAGUCUCCAAUAUCUGCUUAUAUGCGUUACCUAAUCGAAUCAAGCCCUGUUGGAAACCGACCUCAGCUACAAAACCAAAAUCCGGUUCAGCCAUCAACCGGUUUGUUUCCUUCACAUCAAACCGGUCCUAGUCCAAUGUUAUUCCAGUCUCCAGCAUCACAGUUUGUUUUGUCGCCGCCCCCUAGAUCGCCGUUUCCGUUAUUAUCACCCAAUUUCUUCGCGUUUUCACCGCGGUUUAUAGGCGGUAACGAAUCGCUACCACCGCCGUCACCAGGCUUUUUCUUCCCGUUGCUCAGUCCAUUAUGGAAAAAUCAAUAGCUUCAUAGUUAGUGUAUUGAUUAUCUUUUAAUUAAAAUAGUGCAACUUGUAAGCACUAUCUAACAUGUAAGAUGAAGACAAUUGUUGCUCAUUUCGUUUAUGUAUUAGCGUGUAUAAAGAUGUCUUUAGUAGAAUCUUGAAUUUUUUUUUA
Raphanus sativus (radish) is the source of this 1000-nucleotide messenger RNA. Its product is annotated as protein HAIKU1. Bases 166 to 849 code for a protein of 227 amino acids. NCBI's taxonomy places the organism in Eukaryota, Viridiplantae, Streptophyta, Magnoliopsida, Brassicales, Brassicaceae. The record is from RefSeq and is a predicted model, not a curated record. The transcript is spliced from 2 exons.